AUGGCUGCCGAUCCGAAACCUCGAGAUGACGACAAAAAGGACAACGAGAAGCCUGCUUCGACGGCCGAGACCAACGAACAACCUCAAAGAACUCCUCAGGUCUCCGACUACCUCCGAGUCUUCAGCUACGCUACAAAAUGGGACUUUGUCAUCUACGCUGUAGCUUCCGUCGCUUCAAUCGGUGCUGGGAUAACCAUGCCUCUGAUGAACAUCAUCUUCGGCCAACUCGUCGACCAGUUCACAGAAUACUUCCAACCCGGCACUGAGAUCUCCACUGAUGGUUUCCGAGAGAUCCUGGACCAACAAGCUCUAUACAUUAUGGCUCUCUUCCUUGGCCGUUGGGCUCUCAACACCAUCAACAAGUAUUGCUUCCGGAUGAUUGGCAUUCGUCUCUCAUCUGCUAUCCGACUCCAUUACCUUCAAUCCCUCUUCGCUCAGUCCAUCCAUGUCAUUGACUCGAUGCCAGCUGGUGCACCUGCGACUGCCAUCACAUCUACCUCGAACACGCUUCAGGUUGGUAUCUCGGAACGCUUGGGUACCUUCUUGGAGUUUAAUGGUACUAUCUGGGCCGCGAUCAUUGUCGCUUUCGUGUGGAGUUGGGAUAUCACUUUAGUGACAGCAUCCUUGAUCCUGUACAUGGGAACUGUCUUGUCAAUCACCAUGCCUAUCCUCGUCAAGAGGCAGGCGACGAUUGGUGCAGCUGAUGCUCAAGGCACAGCUAUUGCGAGUGAGGCAUUGCAGGGCAUCCGUCUUGUCACAGCUUGUGGCGCCCAGUCUCGCGUCAUUAGCCGCUACCGGGAAUGGGUCGGCAAGGCCAUGAAAGAAGGCCAGAGGACAGCGCCCGUCACUGGCUUUCAUCUAAGUCUUGUUUUCUUCGGCGUCUUCGGCACCUUCGGGCUCUCAUUCUGGUACGGUACCAAGAGAUACAUCGACGGUGCAAUCGACAACCCCGGAGUCAUCAUCAUUGUCCUCAUGUCAGUGAUGCUCAUCCUCACCUCCUUGGAGCGCAUCGCGACACCGUUGAUGGCUGUCAGUAGGGCGAUGGUUGCUGCUUGCGAAUUCUUUACUGUCAUCGAUGCCACGUUACCUUCCUCCGGAUCCCUCAAACCAGACAUUACCUCAUGCGACAUCUUCUUCGACGGUGUUACCUUCGAAUAUCCAAGUCGGCCUGGCGUCAGGGUGUUAGAUGCACUGAGCUUCUGUAUCCGCUCUGGCCAGAACACAGCACUUGUUGGACCGUCAGGCUCUGGCAAGAGCACUAUUGUCGGAUUACUCGAGCGCUGGUACUCCUUGAAGGAGCAUCACAUCCUUCCCAAGGUCGUUCAAGCAACACCACAGCAGAAGACUGAUGAGACUGAAGAAACCCAGUCCGACGAGAAUGCACAAGCCGCCGACGCCCCUGUGUUAUCUGGUGCAGUCACGAUCGCUGGCCACAACAUCGAAGAUCUUGAUCUCAAGUGGUGGCGAUCCCAGAUUGGUCUUGUCCAGCAGGAGCCCUUCUUGUUUAAUGACACCAUCUUCAACAACGUCGCUCACGGUCUCAUUGGAUCGGAAUGGCAAGACGAAACUGAGGUAACGAAACGCGCCCUUGUGAUUGAGGCUUGCAGGGAAGCAUACGCGGAUGAGUUCAUCGAUCGGCUCCCCGAUGCGUACGACACUCGCGUCGGCGAUGGCGGUGCAAAGCUGUCUGGUGGUCAGAAGCAACGCCUAGCCAUCGCUAGGAGUAUCAUCAAGAAGCCUCGCAUUAUCAUUCUCGACGAAGCCACGAGCGCCAUCGAUGCUAAGAGUGAGAAGACCGUCCAGUCUGCUCUCGACAGAGUAACCCAGGGUCGCACAACCAUCACGAUUGCUCAUCGCCUGUCCACGAUCAAGAAGGCAGACAAUAUCAUUGUUCUCCAGAAUGGAAGGGCUGUCGAGCAGGGCGUGCACGCAGACCUCAUCGCCAAGUCUGGAGUAUACUCGGCUUUGGUCAAGGCUCAGUCUCUUCAGGUUGCUGAUCAGGCAGAGGGUAGCACCUUCAUGCCUGAUGCCGAGGAUACUGCACAGACCUCUGACCGUGAGAUGACCAAGGUGGCCACUUCUGUGUCCGGUCUGGAAGAAACAGAGCAAUCCGAGAAGCCUCGGGGUCUCUUCCGAAGUUUCGGUCGACUACUCUACGAACAACGGGCCAAAUGGCCAAGCUAUUUGGGCAUCCUCAUGUCUUCCAUGGCUGCCGCAGCUGCAACGCCUAUCCAAGCCUGGCUUUUUGCAAAGGCUAUCGGCGUGUUCCUUUUCCAAGGCGACGAGUUGAAGAGCGAGAGCGAGUUCUGGGGCCUCAUGUGGCUCGCUCUUGCCGGCGGCGUUGCGCUUUCGUAUUUUUGCGAAGGUUGGAUAGGUCUGCACACUCAGUAUUACAUUAGUGCUGUUUACAAGUCGCAGUACCUGGGCGACAUGCUGUAUCAGAAGAUGCUCUUCUUUGAUCAGGAGGAGAAUUCUCAUGGCACACUGAGUUCUCGUGUCUCUGGAGACGCGAAGUCAUUGGAGGAGCUCCUCGGUGUCAAUCUCGCACUCAUGAUCUCAGCCAUGUUCAACGUCAUCGGUUGUGCGACCAUAUCCCUCGUCUUUGGAUGGAAGCUCGGAUUGAUUUGUAUGUCUGUUGCCUUGCCGGUCAUGUUGACGGCAGGAUGCUGGAAGUUUAAACACGAAGUCCAUUUCGACAAGAUGAACUCGGCUGUAUUUAUGGAGAGCUCGCAGUUUGCGACUGAAGCUAUUCAGGCGAUCCGAACGGUUUCGUCCCUUACAAUGGAGGAUUCAAUUAAUAGCCGAUAUCGCGAGCUUCUGAAUGGCCACGUCAAGGCUGCGAAUCGCAAGGCUCAAUGGACUUCGGCUGUCUUCGGGUUCGCAGACAGUGUUGGUCUCGGUGUUCAAGCGCUACUCUUCUGGUAUGGCGGUACCCUGUUGGUUAGUGGUGAGUAUUCGAUGGAAGCAUUCUUCGUUUGUUUCAUGGCUGUCAUCCAGGGCUCCGAGGCUGGUAGUAUGGGACUUGCCAUGGCACCUAGCGCUGUGCAAGUGACCGCUUCUGCGAACCGAAUCCUGGAUGUGCAAAGGUCUGUUGAUCCGGAUCAUCUAGAAGUUGUUAAAGACGACGUCGUUGCCGAUUCUGAUGGAGGGGUCAAGGUAGAGUUGAGAGACGUCUCGUUCAAAUAUCCUACCAGAGACGUCCCUGUCUUUGACCACUUGAACCUUACAAUCGAGAAGGGUCAAUAUGCUGCCUUCGUCGGGGCAUCCGGAUGUGGCAAGACUACUAUAAUAUCACUCCUUGAGCGUUUCUACGACGUUCAGCGCGGCGAUGGAAUUAUCCUGUGCAAUGAUCAAGACAUCAAGGACACUAAUGUUUUCAAGUACCGCAAGAACCUCUCGCUCGUGUCCCAAGAGUCCGCCAUAUUUCAAGGCUCCAUCCGAGACAACAUCCUCUUCGGAAUUUCUGAUCCCGGUUCCGUUACCGAUGAAAGGAUACAUCAGGUUUGCCGUGAUGCAUUUAUCCACGACUUUAUUGUUUCUCUGCCGGAAGGUUACAACACCAUCGUCAAAGGUGUAUCGAUGUCGGGAGGUCAGAAGCAACGAAUCGCCAUCGCUCGCGCGCUGAUUCGUGAUCCGAAACUGUUGCUUUUGGAUGAGGCGACGUCAGCUCUUGAUUCAGAAUCCGAAAAGACUGUUGCUGCAGCGAUUGAUCAAGCUCGAAGUGGAAGGACGGUCAUCUCAGUCGCCCAUCGGCUGUCGACCAUCCAGAAUGCUGAUGUCAUCUUUGUCUUUGACGAGGGCAAGGUGAUCGAGAAGGGAACGCAUACCGACCUUAUCAAGAACCACGGCAUUUACUGGGAGAUGUGCCAGAGCCAGGCUUUGGAUCAAUGA
Molecule: messenger RNA, 3891 nt
Organism: Fusarium coffeatum
Lineage: Eukaryota; Fungi; Ascomycota; Sordariomycetes; Hypocreales; Nectriaceae
Exons: 4
Coding region: 1-3891 (1296 amino acids)
Biological process (GO): transmembrane transport
Cellular component (GO): membrane
Molecular function (GO): ATP hydrolysis activity; ATP binding; ABC-type transporter activity
Source: RefSeq, a predicted model, not a curated record